This is a messenger RNA of Cynara cardunculus var. scolymus (artichoke), 3348 nucleotides long. RefSeq names its product DExH-box ATP-dependent RNA helicase DExH17. The transcript has 26 exons. Gene Ontology annotation, molecular function: nucleic acid binding; ATP binding. Bases 1 to 3348 code for a protein of 1115 amino acids. The record is from RefSeq and is a predicted model, not a curated record. Lineage: Eukaryota; Viridiplantae; Streptophyta; Magnoliopsida; Asterales; Asteraceae.
AUGGAUUCAUACUCACUUAAGUCUGUCUCAGAUCUACCUGAUCCCUUCCGUUCAACUUUUAGUUUCAGGUAUUUUAACUCGCUGCAGAGUGAAUGUUUUUCUGCUUGUUUCCACUCCGAUAUGAACAUGGUUAUUUCAGCACCAACAGGCAGUGGGAAGACGGUGCUUUUUGAGUUAUGCAUAUUGAGGCUUCUGUCAAAGUUCAUCUCCCAGGAAGGAAGAUUUAUUCAUAUGAAGGGAACUCUAAAAACAAUAUAUAUAUCCCCAUCCAAGGCUUUGGUACAAGAGAAGCUCCGGAGUUGGAACCAGAAGCUCGGGUCAUGGGGGAUAAAUUGCUUGGAGCUUACUGGGGAUAAUGAAUCCUACAGUGUAAGGAAUAUACAAGAGGCAGACAUUGUCCUGACUACUCCUGAGAAGUUCGAUGCAGUGACUAGGUUUGGCAUCAAAGAUGGUGGCCUAAGCUUUUUUAGUGAUAUAUCGCUAGUACUUAUUGAUGAAGUUCAUCUGUUAAAUGAUCCUCGUGGAGCAGCUCUAGAGGCAAUAGUUAGUAGAAUCAAAAUGAUUAGUUGCAGUCCUCAAAUGGGAAAAAGUCCAUUGGCCCAUGUGCGUUUCCUAGCUGUUUCUGCAACAAUCCCCAAUAUUGAUGACCUUGCUGAAUGGCUUAUGGUUCCUAUCCAAGGAAUUAAAAGGUUUGGUGAGGAAAUGAGGCCUGUAAAGUUGACUACCAAAGUUUUCGGCUAUGCUCCAGCCAAAAAUGACUUUCUGUUUGAGAAGCGGCUUCAAAAUUACAUAUUUGAUCUCCUUAUGCAAUAUUCUAGUGGAAAGUCUGCACUAGUGUUUUGCUCUACUAGAAAGGGGGCACAAGAAGCAGCACAACGGCUGUCCCAGACAGUAAUGACCCAUGGUUAUUCAAACCCCUUCAUCAAAAGCAGGGAUCAGCAGGAAAGGUUGAAGGAAGCUUCACUUUCAUGUGGUGACAAACAGAUGCAAUCUUACAUCCUUUAUGGUGUUGGUUAUCACAAUGGUGGACUUUCCCCAAAGGAUCGUAAUCUGAUUGAAGGCCUCUUUCUCAAUGGUGAUCUUCAAGUUCUAUGCACCACAAACACCCUUGCCCAUGGAAUUAACCUCCCAGCACAUAUGGUUAUAAUCAAAUCAACACAGCACUUCAACAAGGAGAAAGGGAUUUACAUGGAAUAUGAUAGAUCAAUGAUAUUGCAGAUGUGUGGGAGGGCAGGCCGCCCACCAUUUGAUGAUACUGGAAUGGUCAUAAUCAUGACAAGAAGAGAAACUGUUCAUUUGUAUGAGAACCUACUAGGUGGAUGCGAAUUGGUUGAAUCUCAAUUACUUUCUUGUGUUACUGAGCAUCUAGCUGCAGAGGUAGUUCAGUUGACUGUCCCAGAUAUAACAAGGGCAAUAGAAUGGAUGAAAUGCUCAUAUUUGUAUGUGAGAAUGAAAAAGAACCCUCAAAAUUAUGCUGUAAAGAAAGGAUUAUCUAAUACCCAUGUAGAGAAGCAUAUACAAGAGGUCUGUGUUCAGAAAGUUAACGAGUUAGCACACUACCAAAUGAUCUGGACCGACGAAGAUGGUUUUCUUUUGAAGCCUCUUGAACCUGGAAGGUUGAUGACAAAGUAUUAUUUGAAAUUUGACACCAUGAAACACAUCAUGAAAGCUCCUUCAAGUUGCAGCAUAGAAGAUGCACUUCAUAUUGUUUGCCGAGCAGAGGAAAUUUCAUGGAUACAACUGAGGCGGAACGAGAAGAAGCUCCUAAAUGACAUAAAUACCGAUAAAGAUGGUAGGCUUCGUUUUCACAUCCUUGGAGAUAAAGGGAAGAAGAAAAGGCGCAUACAAACCAGAGAAGAGAAGUUGUUUAUUUUGGCAAAUGAUUGCUUGACUGGAGAUCCUUUAGCCCAUGAUUUGUCUCUUACCCAGGACAUGAACUCUGUUUGUUCAAAUGGGUGUCGAAUUGCGAAAUGCAUGAAAGAGUAUUUUAUAUAUAAAAUGAAUUAUAAAGGAGCUUUGAAUUCAAUCCUUCUAGCGAAAUCUUUACAUCAAAAGCUCUGGGAAGACAGUCCGUAUCUGCUGAAACAAUUGCCUGGCAUCGGUAUGGUGACUGCAAAGGCCUUACAAUCUAUGGGAGUGAAGUCAUUUGAGACCCUUUCUGAAGCAGACCCAAGAAAAAUAGAGAUGGUUACUGGUCGAAAGUUCCCAUUUGGUAACCAUAUCAAGGAAUCAUUGCUUUCACUUCCACCAAAAGUUGAUAUGAAGGUUGAGGAGAUUUCAUGUCCAAAUUAUGGGAAGUCCAAGCUGGUUAUGACAUUAACGAGACUGUCACAAUCGCCACAAGCAACUAAACGACAUUAUGCGGAUAUGGUUGUUGCCACAGAGGAAGAUAACAUGAUAGUUUUCCAUGAGAAAAUAAGAGUGGAAGAAUUUACAAGCCCUUAUAGUGCAACAAUAUUAGUUACAAGCCCUCUACAAGGAAAGCUAACUGUUAAGGCAGAUCUAAUUUUCGAAGAAUUCAUUGGUAUUGACAUACACGAGAAGGUUAUACUCAUGAAGGAUAUCAACUCCCAUAUCUAUCAUGAUCAUGGAAUGAAGAAACUCUCCUUGCCUCAGCCAAGCAAUGUGUACAUAGUUGAUCCUGACAAUGAUCAUCUACCUCAAUCCCCAACUCGCAAGCCUCAGAAGUCGUUAAAAUCCAAAACUGAAGAAGCUUCCAUGCCCAGUUUCAAACUAUUGGAUGAAGAUUCAGAUGAAGGUGAGCGUGUUGUCGAGAACAAUGAUGAUGAUUGCAAAAUCAUUACCGAGAUAACCGUUUUUGAUCACAUACGUGAAAAGGCCAAGAGCUUACCUUUCUUGGCAGCCACACCAAGUACUGAACAUCCGCCAUCCCUGGAGACGUUAAGCCUGAUCCGAAAGCGUACCCACAACCGACAGCUUGUACUCAACGAACUUCUAGAAAGUUCCAAUAAUUCAAGCGAAGAAUCAAGCGAGCCAGAUGGAGGAACCAGCACUCGAUCCAACAUGCUAACUGGAGACACAAUAUUCGAGCAUAUAAGAAAGAAAUCCAAAUGCUUCCCUCGAGUCGAUGAAAUCAAGAGCUUAACUACCAAAUCAUCCAUUCCUGACUUUGACUUUGACUUUGACUUAUCUGCAGGUGCAGAGUCAAAUGAUCAAGUUCACAAAGGAACUUUAACUAUUUUAGAUUUAGAAGCUGUGAAACCUAAAGGCAAAGCAAAUAAUGAAGAAAAGUCUCCAGGUUUAGCAAAGAGGCAAAGCUGUUCAUUGGCAACAGCAGGUGAAACAGAUCCAUUUCUCGGUUUCAAGAGUGUGUUUUCGUUUCUUUAA